Molecule: messenger RNA, 2956 nt
Organism: Lactuca saligna
Lineage: Eukaryota; Viridiplantae; Streptophyta; Magnoliopsida; Asterales; Asteraceae
Source: the annotation of a GenBank genome assembly
AUGGCCAGUAACUUACUGUUACCGCUAACAAUUCCCAAAAUUACAUCCAACCCAAAACAAAUUCACAAAUUGAUUCUUGAUUUUGUUUCCUUCCCUCCCUUCCUCCAACACCGAUCUGGGUUCAACAACUGUAUGGUUCAUAAGAUGAGCGUCAGUGCGCCUGUUACACCAGCAACCAAGAUCCGAAGAACACCUUCUUCAACCCCAAGUGGCCCAAGAAUCGCCGAGGAGAAGAUACUGGUCACCGUUAGAAUCAGGCCCUUAACUCCUCGAGAGCUUUCUGCCUAUGAUCUUAUUGCUUGGGAUUGCACCGAUGAGAAUACUGUUGUUUCAAGAAACCUCAAUCACGAGCGCCAUAACGGAACUUACACUUUUGAUAAAGUCUUCGAUCCGUCUUGUCCAACUAGGAAGAUCUAUGAGCAAGGUGCUAGAGAUGUUGCCCUCUCUGCUAUCAAAGGGAUUAAUGCUACAAUUUUUGCAUAUGGUCAAACUAGCAGUGGCAAGACUUACACCAUGAGGGGAAUAGCAGAGAAUGUUAUCGAUGACAUUUAUGCCCAUAUUAAGAAUGCCAUGGAAAGUAAAUUUGUGUUGAAGCUUUCUGCUCUUGAAAUCUAUAAUGAGACAGUGGUAGACCUGUUAAACCGUGAUUCUGGUGCCCUUCGUCUCUUGGAUGAUCCUGAGAAAGGCACAAUAGUUGAGAAGCUAACUGAGGAGGUCAUCAAAGAUGCUCAGCAUCUAAGGUGCUUAAUAGCAACUUGUGAAGCUCAAAGGCAAGUUGGUGAAACUUCUUUGAAUGAUAGAAGCUCAAGGUCACAUCAGAUAAUCAGAUUGACUAUUGAGAGUAGCCAUCGUGAAGAAUCAGGAUGUGUAAAAUCCCUUUUAGCAAGUUUGAGUCUUGUGGAUCUUGCUGGAAGUGAGCGUACUGUUCAAACAAAUGCAGAUGGUAUUAGGCUAAAAGAAGGAAGCCACAUCAACAGAAGCCUACUCACUUUAACAACUGUGAUUAGAAAGCUAAGUGUUGGGAAGAAAAGUGGUCAUAUACCAUAUAGAGAUUCAAAACUAACAAGAAUAUUGCAAUCAUCACUUGGGGGGAAUGCAAGAACUGCAAUAAUUUGUACUAUGAGUCCUGCAUUAAGCCAUGUUGAUCAAUCAAGAAACACAUUGGCUUUUGCAAAUAGUGCAAAGGAGGUUACAAACAGUGCUCAAGUCAAUAUGGUUGUUGGAGAGAAGCAAAUGGUGAAGCAUUUGCAAGAAGAAGUGACUAGACUUAAAGCAGAAUUGUUGACUCCAGAGGCUUCAUCCUCAAAGUGUUUAAGAACUUUGCUGUUGGAAAAGGAGCAGAAAAUCCAGCAGAUGGAGAUAGAAUUGAAUGAGAUAAAGCGUGAAAGAGACCUUGCACAAUCACAGCUAGAAAUAGCAAGAAAACUACAAAAAGACACAAAGGAGCCUGUGAUUCAGAAUCAAGUAGCCAAACGUCUCUCAUUCAGUGAUCAUAUAUCAAUAUCAAACAGGCGAACAUCUGUAAGAAAGUCAACUCAGUCAACUCAAAGAAAACCAUUAAGACAAUCAGCCACAUGUAUGGAUCCAUGCAUGUUGGUGCAUGAAAUAAGAAAAGUGGAGAUGAGACAAAGACAAUUAGGUGAAGAAGCAAAUCGUGCACUUGAAUUGCUUCAUAAAGAAGUUUCCUCUCACAGACUUGGGAAUCAAGAUGCUGCUGAAACCAUUGCAAAGCUGUUAUCUGAUAUCAAAGACAUGCAUGGAAUCAGCAAUUCCAUUCCGGAGGAGAUUGAAGUUAAAGAUAAAGCGAGUUUAAAAGAGGAAAUAGGUCGUUUGAAAUGUGAAGAAAACACGAUUGCAUCUUUGGAAGAAAAGCUUGAAAAUGUGCAGAAAUCUUUAGACACAUUGGUUAUGUACAACAAUGAGGAGGCUUCAAGGAGUCCUUUAAAGACCAAGAUUUUGAAAACAAAUGGAAAAAUGUCAAGUUUUAUAAAAUCUCCAUGUUCACCUUCUUCAUCAGUUAUUCAUAACAUUGAGAACAUGGCUCCAGAUAAUCAAAAGAUCGAAGGGGACAAAAAGGCUUCUACUCCUGCUGCUGCAUCAAAGCAACCAAAUGUGAAAAAGAUUCAAAUGAUGUUUAAAACAGCAGCUGAAGAUAAUAUUCAAAGCAUUAAAUCUUAUGUUACUGAAUUGAAAGAACGUGUGGCAAAGUUACAAUAUCAAAAGCAGCUACUAGUCUGCCAGGUGUUGGAGCUGGAGGAAGCAAACGAUGGUGGUGGUGGUGGUGAGACAGAUUUUGUGGAGGAAAUGGAAUAUCCUAUCAUGCCACGUCACCUUGUGUUUGAGGAACAGAGAAACCAGAUAAUAAUGUUGUGGCAUUUAUGUCACGUCUCAAUCAUACAUAGGACACAAUUCUAUAUGUUGUUCAGAGGAGACACUGCUGAUGAGAUAUACGUACAAGUGGAACUCAGAAGGCUGACGUGGCUUGAACAGCAUUUGUCAGAACUCGGGAACGCAAGUCCAGCUCUGCUAGGAGAUGAGCCAGCUGGCUCUGUCACAUCAAGUAUAAAGGCGUUGAAACAAGAGAGGGAGUAUUUGGCAAAAAGGGUGAGCACGAAACUGAGUGGUGAAGAGAGGGAAAUGCUGUAUAAGAAAUGGGAGAUUCCAAUGGAGGGAAAGCAGAGGAGAAGGCUGCAACUUGUGAAUAGGUUGUGGACAGAUCCUUUGAAUAUGAGACAUGUGAAAGAAAGUGCUGAAAUUGUUGCGAAGCUUGUGGGGUUUUGUGAAAUGGGGGAGCAUGCUUCCAAGGAGAUGUUUGCUUUGAAUUUUGUGAAUCCUAGUGAUAAAAAGGCCUGGAUGGGUUGGAAUUUGAUAUCCAAUUUGUUGCAUUUGUAAAAGAACUAGAAUUCCUUCCUGUUGUAAAUUCAUGUGACGAAAAUUAUCAUCUUCAAAUAAUGGC